This is a messenger RNA of Epinephelus lanceolatus (giant grouper), 5730 nucleotides long. Lineage: Eukaryota; Metazoa; Chordata; Actinopteri; Perciformes; Serranidae. The record is from RefSeq and is a predicted model, not a curated record.
GGCACAGACAGGCUGCAGCAGUGCUAAAAGCUCUGGAGCAGCAGCUCAGCAGGUGUCCUCCCCUCUUCAUUUUAAGGAGCCCUUCCCCGACCGUGAGCAUCCCUGCCGGCUUGUGCCUGUCUGCCGUCCCAGCCUGCAGGGCUACACCUCCCGUGCCAGAGGCAAGGCGCUCCGGGGCGGUGGCGGCGUCCGUCUUCCAAAUUUCCUGCGAUCUCAAUGAUCACAAUCCGGACUGAAGCUUGACACCACGGACCUGACAGGACAGGACUGCAAUCCAUUUCUAUGACAACAGAGACGGCUUUGGCUGGGGAAUUGAAGAGCGCAAUGGAGGGUGACGCCAGGAGAACCAAUCAGGUUCCAGAGGACCAGGGGGAAAUGGACGAUAGCUCAGAGAAGACCCCCAGCAAAGCCUCCAAAUCCCCCCAGAAAAGCAACAAGCGGCCCAAGACUGUCCCCGUCAAAGUCACUCUGCUUGACGGCUCAGAUUAUGAGACUGGAGUUGAGAAAUUUGCCAAGGGCCAGACCCUGCUGGACAUGGUGUGUGGCCAUCUGAACCUGCUGGAGAGGGACUACUUUGGCCUGACUUUCCAGGACACGGACAACGCCAAGCAUUGGUUGGAUCCCUCCAAAGAGAUUAAGAAGCAAAUUCGGGUUGGUUCCUGGAUCUUUGGAUUUUCUGUCAAGUUCUACCCUCCAGACCCGUCUGUGCUCAUUGAAGACAUCACCAGGUACUACCUGUGCCUGCAGCUGAGGGACGACAUCCUGUCUGGUCGUCUGCCCUGCUCGUUUGUCACCCACGCCCUUCUGGGCUCCUACACUGUCCAGGCUGAACUGGGAGACUACGAGCCUGAGGAACAUGGCCCCGACUACGUCAGCGACUUCCGCUUUGCACCCAACCAGACUCGUGAGCUGGAGGAGAGAGUGAUGGAGCUGCACCGUAACUACAGGGGAAUGAGUCCAGCAGAGGCAGAGGUGAACUUUCUAGAAAAUGCCAAGAAGCUUUCAAUGUAUGGAGUGGACCUGCAUCAUGCUAAGGAUUCGGAAGGAAUUGACAUAAUGCUCGGUGUGAGUGCCAAUGGUCUGCUCAUCUACCGAGAUCGUCUAAGAAUCAACAGAUUUGCUUGGCCAAAAAUCCUGAAGAUCUCCUAUAAGAGAAGCAACUUCUACAUCAAGAUCCGCCCAGGAGAGUAUGAACAGUUUGAGAGCACCAUAGGCUUCAAGCUGCCCAACCAUCGGGCCUCGAAGCGAUUGUGGAAGGUCUGCAUUGAGCACCACACCUUCUUCAGGUUGGUUUCCCCAGAGCCGCCCCCUAAAGGCUUCCUGGUGAUUGGCUCCAAGUUUCGCUACAGUGGGCGGACCCAAGCUCAGACCAGACAAGCCAGUGCUCUGAUUGACAGGCCUGCCCCACAGUUUGAUCGGUCCGUUAGCAAGAGGUACAUGCUGCCCCGAAGCAUUGAUGGAGCUUCAGCUCUGGGCUACAGUAUGGACCAGCUGUCCCAGCGAAGCUCCAGCGAACGCACACAAUUCAUGUCCAGAGAAGAUCUAGACCAAGAGGGAAGUCUGGACCUGGACCACGAUCAGUACCAGUAUCAAGAUCAAGACCAGGACCAGUACACAGAUCAGGAGCUGGACCAGUAUGAUGGUCAGGAUCAGGAUCAAGUUCAAGUUCAGAAGCCUGCUCGUGGUGCCCACAUCUCAACGCCCACCAAGACUUUGGAGCUCAAGGGUGAGGAGGAAGGCUCGCCUGUAGACUCAAAACCAGAGGAUCUGGCCACCCCUCGGCCCAAACAGGAGCAGUUCUUGGAUAAGUCUGAAGAUGUUCUGCAAAAGCACCAGGCUAGCAUCAAUGAGCUCAAGAGGGCUUUGAGGCAGCCCAACAGCAAGAUGGCCCAGAGGGAGAAACGCCUGUCCUCGGCUACUCCUCCUGGAGGAACCCCCGAGCGGAAGCCAGAAACACCUCCCACACCUGCUAUUCACGAGGAACCUUUCAACGAAGCUUCAAGGGAACCGUGGGAAAGGCGUCUGGGCUCCGUCUCCGAGGAUGACCAGGACCACGAAAUCCUGUACCUGAAGGAGACCCACCUGGGCAUUGAGCGCAAAUGUUCCAGCAUCACGGUCAGCUCCACGUCCAGCUUGGAGGCCGAAGUAGAUUUCACCGUCCUCACAGACCUGCAAACGGGAAUGGAGGAGUUCUCCAGGGGCAUGACAGAGCUGGGGGAGAGGGAUCUGUCACCUGAUGUGGGUCUGUGCUUUGGCAUGGACUUGCUCCAGCAGCAGGGCCCCCCUGAACCGCCUCCUCCAUUAGUGUCCGCUCCUCUGUCCAGAGGAGUCAGCAGCAGCCCUCCGGUAAAGCAUAUCCAGGCCGAAGAAGUCCGACCAGAGGUCAAACGGCCCGAUGUGCAGCCUGUAGUACCCAAAAAACCAAAGAGGUCAGUGCCAGUGUCAUCGUCUGUGGACAGAGAACAGUCGCACAGAGAAGCCGGUCGUGUCUCUGCCAUCACACCGCUGAGCAGGGAGGCCAGUGAUGUCAUGCCCACACCGACAGUGAGGAAGACGGACGUCAGGACGGAGACUCAGCCCAACGGGUCAGAGGUCACCACGACCAUUGUGGAGUUCACAGAUCAGGAUCAUGGUCUCACUGGCCUGAGUGAAGUCUCUUAUUCUACGAGACAGAGCGUAUCCCCUGUGCAUAUGAGCAGUCUUGGCAGAGAGGCGUCAGGGUCGCCCAUCCUCGUCACUGAAAAUGUUACCUCGGCAACCACUCAAGUCACCAAGACGGUGAAAGGAGGAUAUUCAGAGACCAGGAUCGAGAAGAGGAUUAUAAUCACAGGAGACGAUGAUGUAGACCAGGAACAGGCUCUGGCUAUUGCAAUACAGGAAGCCAAGCAGCAGCAUCCAGACAUGCAGGUGACCAAGGCGAUUGUUGUCAGGGAAACAGAAUCGUCCACUGAGGAUCGACACAGCGCAUCAGAGUCCUGAUUUCCUGAGAUGAGAGCGCCCCCCUUUGGACCAGAAGUGUCAGUGCCCGACCUGAAAUUGCCACCCACCAUCCCUACUGAAAGACUACUGCCAGUGGCGCUCAAUUGGAGCCUCUUGUACACACAUACACACACACACAGCUGAAACAAGACUCCUUUGAAACCCUUGUGUUUUGUUUUAAUUCAAACAUUUUACUAUUGGAAUCAUUCAUGCUCAGCAGAGUGAUUUGGUGGUCAUGCUGAAAACACUCGUGGUCCUUGAUUGGCCGACAAUAUGCCACCAGAAUUCCAACCAUCUGGAACAAUUAAAGAGGUCCCAUCCGACUAAAUUCCCUGCAAACCUGUCAGGGCCUCUUUGUUCAACCCACUUGCUCCAGUAUUCCUCAGAGGGAAUCUGUGCACUCAUUCAGACUGUGGAAUACUCCAAAGCUCGUACCAUGCUGGUACUCAUCCCACGCAUUAAUUGGAAAACAGACAAAAAAGGUUGUGCACCUGAGAGUGUCAUUUACAUGUCUUUGCUGCUGUACUGAAUAACAAGAAAUCAUGAGAUCCCCGCUCUGUGUGAGGAAAAAAAUACAGAAAAUAAACCCCACUGUGUGUGCUUACACUUAAUCCAUCACAUGUAGCUCCAGUAAAGUUAGAGCAUCCUGUGAAGCGGAGUUAAAUUAGAACAGAGCGAUUCCUACUUUUAGUUUCCCCCCUCUAAUGAACAAAUGAGCUUCAUCCCGCCCCCUUCACACUGACUGAUGACGAUGCACUGAGCAGAACGGAUCAUGUAGAGCCAACAAGGUCGCCUGAUGGUGUUUAUCCAAGUGUUUGUCAUGAGGACCAAAGUCGGAGCUAGUCUGAUCGCUAUACUUCCCUCUUAUCUGUCUCACCUUAAAGGUUUUACUUCUGUAAAAUGUAGUUGACCAUGAUGUGCGAGCAUCUUGAUGGACUUUGAUUGGACUUUUAGAGAAUUCCUGCGUAUGUGUUUGGACGUUAAGAGCUGUUAAUUCACACAGUGUACCCGUUGUAUUUAUUCAAAAUGGUGGCGAUGUAGUUUCUGAGCAUGCUGAUGUUCCAGAAUGAGCCCACUAUCUCUCCUUUCACAGCCUUUAGAUAUGCUUUCAGUAUAUAAUAACACUUUGGCCAUUGUGUAGUCAGUACAUAGAGUAGACUCACACCCUUGUUCAAGUCACAGAACGGGCUGCUGCAUCGGUAAAACUAGUAUUUGAGAUAAUGUUUGCAUGAGAAUUUCUUGCAUUAUUGGACUGUAAUUGAGUAAUAUGGAUAUUCACUCAUGGGAAGGAUGAAACGUGAUGAUCAACAUAUAAUGGCAGAAUUAUCCGUAAUCUGAAGUCGAAUCUGAGCUCUGACAAGUAAAAAAGAAAGUAAGAUUCCUGGCAGGAGAUAACAAGCACACAAUACAUUUAGUUUAGUUAUGCCCAGGUUUAGGUGACAGCACAGUGGCUACAGAUUCUUCCUUCAGUUACAACCCUUUAAAAGUUUCAUCUCAAUCCAGCCACUGCUGCUGUUAUAUAACGUUAUUUUACAUUAUUAGCUUUUAAUUUCCCUGUAAAGCAACAUGAAGUCGGCCUGUCAUGCCUACAUUCAGUUGUGGUGACUGAAAUUUAUUCACCGCUAUAACAUACCUUCCUCCUCCUUCAAUAUACCCUGCAGUAACGGUUAUUAUGCAUCACAGCCCUUCUGAUACUCUUUCAAGCAAAGUACAGUGUUAUAAAUAAAAUAUACAGUAGGAGCAGAAGCUUUGAACUUUUAGUUUUGUGUCAUUUGGUACAUGAAUGUUAGCGGGAUGCCAUGUAGUGUGCCAAUUAAGGUAGCAGUCAAAUUGUACAAACUCUGAUUUUAUAUGAAACUAUUUGUAUGAACAAGCUACUUUUAAUUACAGAGGUGCCAGAAAGUCAAAACGCAUAAACUUGACACGGCGAGGUUUCCCUUUAAUUGCGGUGUCUUCAACAUCACCUGGAAAUUUCUGUCUCCUUGCAAAUGUCAUAUUUUAUAUACAAAUCAAUGCACUCAGAUUCAUUCAACUGAGAUCGACGACGUUGAAACUGUCAUGUCAGGUUUAUGAGAGUAUUACUGAAGUACGGCUUUGGCUUUCAGACACUAAACUUUACUGUUCACAUGUGUAGUGUAAUUCCUGUUGUUUCAUAUUUUGGUUCAGAAUCCUUUAAAGUGAUGGUUAAUCAUGGAUGUGGGUGUCAAACUGGAAGGUGGAAAAAAAAAAUGCAGCCAUGCAUACCUUGUACUGUAUAUUCGGUGCCGUUUGGUGGAUUGUGAAGACGUAAAGUAGUUAAUGGCCAUGGGCUUGAUGUACACUAGGGGGCACCAGUUACCAAACAAGAAGAGAGCUUUGCAACAACAUCGAGCACACCCAGCUGAAAUCCUCCUCACAUUCUUCACUACGAGGCGAAAUUAUCCAAAUCAUCCUUGGAUCAACCUGUGAGGUCAAACUUACCUUCCUCUGUCCAGAAAAGGCCUGCCCCUGGAUGUCUGUCAAAUAAUAACCAGACUGUGAUUAAUCAGAGACAUUUGGCUGUGGCUGAGACACCUGGUGCCGAAGUCUGAUUGGACGACCUCCGGCUGACCCUUAAACCUAGCCCUCUCCCCUCUGUACAGAGCCCUCCUCCUCCUCCUCUCUCUGAGCAGCUUCAUCUCCUCUGCUCUGCUGCUCUCCAUUGCUUGGUGCCGUGUCUUUGCUGUACAGUGUACUUGCAUUCCUUCGAAAUGAAUAAAGAACAGAGAAAAA